Messenger RNA from Rhea pennata, 4283 nucleotides. RefSeq names its product doublecortin like kinase 3 (gene DCLK3). Bases 374 to 2458 code for a protein of 694 amino acids. The record is from RefSeq and is a predicted model, not a curated record. Gene Ontology annotation, biological process: intracellular signal transduction; peptidyl-serine phosphorylation. Lineage: Eukaryota; Metazoa; Chordata; Aves; Rheiformes; Rheidae. The transcript has 5 exons. Gene Ontology annotation, molecular function: ATP binding; protein kinase activity. Gene Ontology annotation, cellular component: nucleus; cytoplasm.
GUGCGCGGCGGCGGCGGCCCCCCUCGCCCCAUCCCCGCUGCCUGCCUGCGCAGCUCCCCGGCGGCGGGACGCCCGCUUUCCGCGACAUGGAGGCUUGUUUGACCAUACGUCACACAAUGCAUGUUCGAAAGUAAAGGAAAGAAAACUACAAGGGACUUCUUCUGUUGGUCGAGGAAACUUUGGAAAACCAUGUUUGAGUGCGCAUAGUUACAGUUCACCAUUUUUUAAUCCCCGGAAUGGUUUUCACACGAUACAUUCGGAGCAUAGCCCUGUGAAGCCAAGGAUUGUUACCGUGGUGAAGCCUGGUGGACACACACUCAGAAAGAUAACUUUGCUUCUGAACAGGAGAUCAGUCCAGACUUUUGAACAGCUGAUGGCUGACAUUUCAGAAGCUCUGGGAUUUCCACGCUGGAAGAAUGACCGUGUGAGAAGGCUUUACAAUCUGAGAGGUAGAGAAAUCCGAAGCGUUUCUGACUUCUUCAGGGAAGGUGAUGCCUUCAUAGCUAUGGGAAGAGAGCAGCUCACUUUGAAGAAUCUAGAACUGGUAAUACAAGAACUUUAUCCAGAUAAUCCGUAUGCUGUCAAUGCAAUUCAGCAAAAUGAGGAGCAGUCCCAAAAACUGAAGAGCAGGCUGUAUGACAAGGCUUCAAAAGUGGAUAGUGGCUUUGAUGAGACAGAAGUUGCCAAGAACUGCAGUGAUGCUGUGUCUCCCAAACUGAUAGCCAGACGUGAAGGAAAAAGUCAAGCCAAGACAAGGCAAGAGGAAAAAUUGAGAACCAAAAAAAAAUGGACUAGAGAAAGUUGGGAUGGUGAACAAGGGGUGAAGCCUAGAAAAGCCCGAGAAGGCGAGAGGCACUGUAACGAAGAGAAAAGUCCUGAGAAAAGAGUAGAAGAGAGUUCAGAAGAAGUUAUGAGAUGUGAGAAGUGUGAACGGGAGAGGCAGGCCAGAGAAAAGUUACAAAGGGAAAGGCAGGCUGAGACCUCAUUUGAGAACAGAGACCUCAACACAGGUACAUGUCAGAAGUACCAUGUAGAAAGAAAUGCAAAAGUCAGGAAUUGUCGGAAUUCUUCAGAAAUUCCCCUGGAAGCUGAGGAGGUUGGACUGAAGGAUGAUGGCUGUAGGAGGACCUGGAAGCACUUAUAUAGGAACAUUAACAAAGAGCUGGAAAAACAAAAAUGGAGCAUUGAGAAGGAAAGAGGUCUAGAGAGGCAUGAAAACCAUGAGAAAGAAGUAGUAAAAAUCAAGAAGAAUGUUGUAGAAGCAGGGCAGGUAGUUCAUGAAGUGAAGGAAGGGAAAGGAAGUUGCUGUGUAACUAACCAAAGUGGUUGGUUAAUGAAAGAUACUCCAAGAGAUGCAGAGAAACCACCAAAAACACACAGGGAGGGCAGAGAGGGGCAAAGGACUAAAGAGGAAGGUGCCAGAAGAGAGGGGGAUAUCCUACAUAGGGAGAGUUAUGUGAGACGACCUGAAAAAGCGGGAGGGCGCAGAAUGAAUACAGAGGCAAACAAGGCUCAGGGACUGGAAAACACAAGCCGGAGGCAUGCUAUUAAAAGCAGAAGCGAUGUGGAAAAACACUAUGAGAUUGGCAGGACCAUUGGGGAUGGGAACUUUGCAGUGGUGAAGGAAUGUCGCCACUGCAUCUCCCAUGAGAUCUAUGCCAUGAAAAUUGUUGAUAAGUCCAAGCUGAAGGGGAAGGAGGACAUGAUGGAAAGUGAGAUUCUGAUCAUCAGGAGUCUUUCUCAUCCCAAUAUAGUAAGCUUAAUUGAAGUGUAUGAGACGGAGUCUGAGAUUUAUCUUAUCCUGGAGUAUGUCCCAGGUGGGGACUUAUUUGAUGCAAUCAUAGAAAGCGUGAAGUUCACAGAACAUGAUGCUGCUGUCAUGAUCACUGACCUGUGUGAGGCAUUGGUUUAUAUUCACAGCAAAAACAUUGUUCACAGAGAUCUCAAACCAGAAAAUCUUUUGGUCCAGCAUAAUGCAGAUAAAUCUACUACACUGAAACUGGCAGAUUUUGGCCUUGCAAAGCAGGUUACGAAACCCAUAUUUACUGUCUGUGGAACACCAACGUAUGUUGCCCCUGAAAUACUUGCUGAGAAGGGUUAUGGGCUUGAAGUUGAUAUGUGGGCAGCUGGUGUGAUCCUUUACAUUCUCCUCUGUGGUUUUCCCCCUUUUCGCAGUCAGGAACGUGAUCAAGAAGAGCUGUUUCAGAUCAUAAAACUGGGUCAUUAUGAGUUCCUUUCCCCGUACUGGGACAGUAUUUCUGCAGCAGCAAAAGACCUCAUAACCAGGCUGUUGAUAGUGAAUCCCCAAAAGCGCUACACAGCACGACAAGUACUUCAGCAUCCUUGGAUCAGAACAGCUGGAAAAACUAACAACAGAAAUUUGCAAAGGGAAGUGACAAAAAAUAUUGAGCGGCAUUUCCGGACCCAGCGCCGCAAGGAAGCUGCAGAUGACACCUGAAGUCUCUUCAAACUAAUCUAGUCUUAUUUUGGGGGGGAGGGGGGAUUAAUUGAUUACUUUCAUUUUCUUUUCUAAAUGAAUUGGGUCUUUACAGUUAUUGCAGGCCAUUGCAAGGUGUUUUUUGAUUUUGAGCCUCUGGAGAAGGACAGGAAUCAAAUUCUAAUCUACUUCUCUGAUGUCAGUUGGGAGUCUUGCUGUUGACAUCACUGGGGACUGGAUAUUUUCUGGAAGGUGUCCUUUAUUAAAUACUGAUUAGGGCUUUUACAUUACAAAAUUAUAUCAUUUAUAGGCGACAAAUGUUUGCUUCUACAGCCAACAUUAGUGAUGACAGUAAGGUGUUUUCUCUUUCUCUCUUUGUGUAAUACCUUCUAGGAGUUUUGUUUAUAGUAUUGUCAAAAUGGCUGUCUGUGUACACAUCCUGAACUAAUCUUCUGAACUGUUUUUCAUCAAUUCCUAAGAGCAAUGAAGAAGGUGAGGGAAUAAAACAAUAAAUAAAUAUAUCCUUUAGCUGUAGGAUAUGUUAAGUAAAUAGCAAGAUACUACUUAUUAAGCUGUGAGAGAAGAAAAAUAUAGACAAAAUCAAAUAUUUUAGAUUAUCUCCCUUGGUAGCAUCUUUCAUUAGAUGUUCUCAGAGACAGGGCAAUAGACCGUACCAUGUUUGUUAAAAUAUGGUAGUUUCUGUGUAGUGUGAUAGCUUUAUAUAUCUUUCAGAAGAGAUGGAAAGAUGACAUGGGUGAUGUAUUUUCAGGACUGUAAUAAUAAUACCUUGCAAAAGGCUUUUCCAGCUCUGUGAAAUAAAAAGCUGGGCAGUUUCUUUUUUUUCUUUUCUUUUCUUUCCUUUCUUUUUAUGAAGGUGCAUGUAUGGCGUUAUUACCCCCACUUUUUUUUUGGUAUUUGGUUUCUUCUUGGGAGCCAUCCAUAUGAAUCUGACUCCUCUAUGCUGAUGGAGAGGAGAAAACUAGGAAGUUGCUUUUGUGACUUUCUCAUGUUUGCUCUUACCUUUAUGAUUCUCUUUCCAUCAGCACGCUUGGCAGCUGAAUUGCUUUUAUACACUUUAUUGGUUUAGUUUACCAACUUCUUUUUUUCUGUUGCCUCCCAAGGGAACUUUUUCUCAUUGUUUAUGUGAGAAUGGGCAAUGGAAUGAAAUUACAUUAAACUCAGGAAAAAACAACUUCUUGUUUUUCUGUGGAAAAGUCUCCUGGGAGAAAUGUCAGAUACUUCAUUGCUUAUGUUAUUUAUAAUUGAAUUGGAUAGCGUUUUAAAGAAAUCUUUGGGGAAAAUUCUAGUCCUGAGAAUGCAUGACCUAGAACAGCUUUUGUAUCUUGGAAUUUUUGGUUAACUAAUCAAAACUGAAAAGCACAUUUGUCUAUUUUAUAAUACUUUGUCCGUGAGUUUCGUAUGUCAGUAAAUGAUACUAACAUUAAAAAUACCAGUAGUGUUAGUGUUGAAUUCAUAGCUCAUAGAAAUGAAUAAGGUUAUUUUACAGUUGCAGAGCUGCUGUUCUGUAUAUGUAUUUCAUAGUGAGGGAGGUCAGAAGCAUUUUGGAAUCAGAAGUAGGUUUUCAUAACUCUAUGAACCAGAGCAUUAUUUUUAUUGAAUGAUAUAAUUGUGUAACCUUUCUGAAUUACCAAAAAAUGUGAGUACUGCCAUUGUGUUUCUGUUUCAACUUGUUAUUAUUUUCAAGCAAGAAUGAUGCUUGAAAGUAGAGACGACUUAUUUCUAAAUGAAGAAUUGCACUUUCAAUUAACUGGCUCAUUUUUAAUGCAUAUUGGAUUAAGACUUGCUGUGGAAUCCAACUAUUCAUAAAACAACCGUCAAAUCUUUA